AUGGCUCGGAAACAUCGUAAACUCUCCCUAUCUCCACCCACCGACGGUGGUGCCGGUGAAUCCGAAGACGUGAUGGAUCCCGAGUUGGUUGACGACGUAGCUGGUUUCACUGCGGAUAUGGUCGUAGGUAAAUCUCCGGAAGAACCCUUGAUGCUCGCCCUCUCGACUUUACUCGAUGAAAAGAUGAAUGUGAUCAACGAAAGGCUCAACGUGUCCCAAGAACGUUUGGAUCGAAAGUUGGACGGUUUGAACGAUCGCCUGACCACUCUCACCGCUACCGUCAACACGAUCUCAACCAGGACCAACACCUUGAUCGGUCAGGUUAACAAGAUGGAUGUUAGAAUCGAUAAGAUGGAUUCACAAAUUAAUAGGAUGGACGCUUUGCACAGGCAAUAUUACGCUCAGAUCGCGAAUCGACGUCGUCGUACCCUCGGACAAGACUUUGUUCCGGUACCCAGCUCCUUAUUCCCUCUGGACAAGAAUCCACCCAACUUUCCUCGAAGGGUCGCACGUACCCUCGUCAACCUCCGGAGCGUGCAAGAGCUACUCGACCCCGAGCUCGACGGGUGGCUUGAAUGGUACGGUCGAAAGGUCAAGGUCGUCGAUACGAGGCGGGGAAAAGAAUCGUGGUUGUGGGCGUUUUUAUAUGGGGAGGUGGAUGUCUUGUGA
This is a messenger RNA of Tremella mesenterica DSM 1558, 669 nucleotides long. RefSeq lists its product as uncharacterized. The record is from RefSeq and is a predicted model, not a curated record. The coding region runs from base 1 to 669 and encodes 222 amino acids. NCBI's taxonomy places the organism in Eukaryota, Fungi, Basidiomycota, Tremellomycetes, Tremellales, Tremellaceae. The transcript is spliced from 5 exons.